Equus caballus (horse) is the source of this 1982-nucleotide messenger RNA. RefSeq names its product zinc finger and SCAN domain containing 16 (gene ZSCAN16). NCBI's taxonomy places the organism in Eukaryota, Metazoa, Chordata, Mammalia, Perissodactyla, Equidae. The record is from RefSeq and is a predicted model, not a curated record.
AAAAGUACAAAUGCCCCUACUCUGUCUAGUAAUAUUAUUUCUAGGAAUACAUCCUAUGGAUAUAUCCUUACACAUGAGAAAUGAUGUAUGUUCACAGUAAUUUAUUUCAGCAGCUUUUGAAAAAGGAAAGACUGGAAACAACCUACAUGACCAUCAAUGGGGUAAUUAUUAAUAAAUGAUGGCACAUAUAAACAAGUGGAUACUAAGCAAUUGUUUAAAAAAAGAAAAAAGAGCAAGAUCGAGGAAGCCCUUUAUGUACAAUCUCCAAAAUCAAUUGGUAGGAGGGAAAAAAGCAAGGUGCAGAAAUGUUACCAUUUGUGUAGGGGAGAAAAAAGCGAGGGUAAUAAAUAUCUGCGUGAUAUAUUUACAGAACCAUAUAUACUUAGAUAUGUCACGAAAAACAUUGGUUAUCAAAACCAGAUGGGGACAUUUCUUCUUUUUAAAUACUGAACCAUGUGAAUACAUUAUUCAUAUUACUUAAUAAUUAAACCGAAAAAAAGUCUUGAGAUGGAAAAAGUUUUCUAAAAAGAGCAAAGAAGCGGUGCUUGCGGGCCCCGCAACCCCAUCAGUUAAACGCACAGGAACCAGGUCCUCCACCCGCUAGGGCUGAGGGAAGCCCGGCCGCCGCCACCGAGGCGAGGCUUCCUAGAGUGGCCCGGAAGUGCCCGGCUGACAGGGGCAGGGCGCCGAUUGGUCGGUUUGAGUCGAGCCUUUUGUUUGGUGCUGCCCAAAGGACUCUAGCUUUCGCACCUGUUCCUCUCCGCUUGUGAGAUAGAGAUUAAUCGCCUGAAAAACUGCCCAGAAUGGCCACAGCCCUGGAACCUGAGGAACAAAAAGGACUUCUAAUAGUCAAGGCAGAAGACCCUUACUGGGGACAGCACUCCAUCUCACAAAAGUACAGUCCUCACAGAAGGGAGCUCUUCAGGCAGCACUUCAGGAAGCUCUGCUAUCAGGAUGCACCUGGCCCCCGUGAAGCUCUCACUCGGCUCCAGGAGCUUUGCCGCCAGUGGCUGAGGCCAGAAUACCACACCAAGGAGCAGAUUUUAGACCUGCUGGUGCUGGAACAAUUCCUGAGCAUUCUUCCUAGGGAACUGCAAGCAUGGGUGCAGGCGCACCAUCCAGAGACUGGAGAGGAGGCGGUGACUGUGCUGGAGGAUCUGGAGAGAGAGCUUGAUGAACCUCGAAAGCAGGUCCCAGCCAAUUCAGAAAGACAGGACACACUUUUGGACAAGUUGGCCCCCUUGGGAAGGCCACAUGAGUCACUGACUGUCCAGCUCCAUCCCAAGAAGACCCAGCAGGAGCAAGAAUCUGGGGCGCCCCAAAGGAAUGGUGAUGAAACCAAGACUAAGAAUGAAGAGUUGUCCCAAAAGGAAGAUAUGCUCAAAGACAUGGAAUUCCUUGGGAAGAUAAAUGACAGACUCAACAAAGACAUUUCUCAGUAUCCUGAAUCCAAAGAUGCUGUUGAAAGUGAGGGCAGAUUAGAGUGGCAACAGAGGGAAAGAAGACGCUAUAAAUGUGAUGACUGUGGGAAAAGUUUCAGUCAUAGCUCAGACCUUAGUAAACACAGGAGAACUCACACUGGAGAGAAGCCUUAUAAAUGUGAUGAAUGUGGAAAAGCCUUCAUUCAACGCUCACAUCUCAUUGGACAUCAUAGAGUACACACUGGAGUGAAACCUUUUAAAUGUAAAGAAUGUGGGAAAGAUUUUAGUGGGCGCACAGGUCUUAUUCAGCAUCAGAGAAUCCACACAGGUGAAAAACCCUAUGAAUGUAAUGAGUGUGGGAGGCCCUUCCGAGUAAGUUCAGCCCUUAUUAGACAUCAAAGAAUUCAUACAGCAAAUAAGCUCUACUAAUAUGGUGGAAAUAAGUUCUUUAGAUGCUCAGGCCUAAUUAGUUAUAAGAGAAUCUACCUUAGAGACCUUAUGAGUAUCCUGAAUGUAUGCAAAGCUUCAAUCAACAUUAAAAAUUUCUCUGGCACCAGAGAA